AUGGCAAAAGAGGAAGAUGAGGAGAAGAAAGCCAAGAAAGGGAAGAAGGGUAAGAAGGCCCCUGAGCCAGAGAAGCCUAAGCGGAGCCUGAAGGGCACGUCUCGGCUGUUUAUGGGCUUCCGAGACCGCACUCCCAAGAUCUCCAAGAAGGGCCAGUUCCGGAGUGCAUCGGCCUUCUUCUGGGGCCUCCACACUGGGCCCCAGAAGACCAAACGCAAGAAGAAGGCCCGCACGGUGCUCAAGUCCACAUCCAAGCUCAUGACGCAGAUGCGCAUGGGCAAAAAGAAGCGGGCGAUGAAGGGAAAGAAGCCGUCGUUCAUGGUUAUCCGUUUCCCGGGCCGGCGUGGCUAUGGCCGCCUGAGGCCCCGUGCCCAGUCCCUUAGCAAGGCGUCCACGGCCAUCAACUGGCUGACCAAGAAGUUUCUUCUCAAGAAGGCCAAGGAGUCAGGCAGUGAGCAGGCAAUGGUGGACGCCUGGCUCCAGCGCUCGAGCUCCCGAGUGGGCUCCCAGAAACUGCCCUUCCCGUCGGGUGCUGAGAUACUGCGGCAUGGAGGCCGGCUCCGCAGGUUCCCCCGCAGCCACAGCAUCUACUCAUCCGGAGAGCCAGUGGGCUUCCUGCCCUUUGAAGACGAGGCCCCAUUCCACCAUGCGGGCUCCCGCAAGUCCUUGUAUGGGCUUGAGGGCUUCCAGGACCUGGGCGAGUAUUAUGACUACCACCGGGAGGGUGACAACUACUACGACCAGCAGUCGCUACACCACUACGAGGAACAAGAACCCUACUUGUCAGGGUAUGGCCCAUACAGCCUUGCCUGGCCGCCCUACGGCGACCACCACUACGGGUACCCACCUGAAGACCCCUACAACUACUACCACCCUGACUACUAUGAGGAUGCCCUCUACCCAGCCUAUGGCUAUGGCUAUGGCUAUGAUGAUUUUGAACCCCCAUAUGCACCUCCAUCAGGGUAUCCAUCUCCUUACAGCUACCAUGACAGCUUUGAGGAUGAGGCCUACCGGUACAACUGCUACCUGGAUCCCUAUGCACCUUACCACAUUCCAUACCCAGCUUACAACCUCCCAUAUGACACUUAUGACAUACCCUACUUUGAUCCCUAUGGGGUUCCCUAUGCCGAAGGCAUCUAUGGUGGUGGGGACGAGGCCAUUUACCCCUCUAGGGUGCCCUAUCUGUAUCCAGAAGAGUCAGCCUUUGUAUACCCUUGGGUGCCACCACCCAUACUGUCACCCCACAACCCAUAUGCUCACCCCAUGGACGACAUCGCAGAGCUGGAGGAGCCUGAAGAGGUGGGUAGAGACCGGCAGAGCACCUCCUUCCGCCUGCCUAGCGCUGCCUUCUUUGAGCAGCAAGGUAUGGACAAGCCAGCCAGAUCCAAGCUGUCCCUCAUCCGCAAGUUCCGCCUCUUCCCACGACCUCAGGUGAAGCUGUUUGGGAAGGAGAAGCUAGAGGUGCCCUUGCCCCCUUCCCUGGACAUUCCUUUGCCUUUGGGGAAUGCAGAAGAAGAAGAAGAGGAGAUGCCCCCAGUGGCCACGACGCCCUAUGCCCACCCUUACUGGGACUUCCUCACACCACGUCAGCGGAACUUGCAGCGGGCCCUGUCAGCCUUUCGUUCGCGCCAAGGCUUAGGCUUCAGCCCUGAAUUUGGCCACCCAACACCACGCCCAGCCACCUCACUGGCACGGUUCCUCAAAAAGACACUGUCAGAAAAGAAGCCCAUUCCACGGCUCAGGGGCAGCCAGAAGGCCGGAAGAGGAGGCCCCACAGUUAGGGAGGCAGCCUACAAACGCUUUGGCUACAGGCUGGUUGGCAUGGACCCUGAUCGGCCCAACACACCCAUCAUGCUGAGACGCACCCAGCCACAGGCUCGAAACAACAAAUCCCAUGGCCCACCCUCACCCAGGCCCACACCCCAGGCCCUUGCCCAUUGGAGUACACUCAUCUCCCCUCCUGUGCCCAGACAGUCUCCCAGCCCAGGCCCACCACCAGCUCCACCCUUCUCUCCAACUCUCUCCAGGCCUCCACGGCCAGCCUCUCCCUACAGCUCACCCUACAGUUCUCUCCGCAGGCAUCCACCACCCUGGGCUGCCCCAGCUCAUGUGCCCCUUGCUCCUCAAGCAAAUAGGUGGGGCUUUGCUGAGCCUCCUCCUGUGAGUCCAGAGGCCCCCCCUGAAUUUCUGGCCUUCCCUGUACCCCAGCCCUUGUUCAGGGCUUCUCACAGUCGAGGCCACCCCAGGACUUCCCCUCUGGGGUCAAGGAGGCGGGCCUGGCCCCCACUGCCUUCACCCCAGCCCUCACUGAGAAGCCUUCCAGGCCAGGGCUACCAUUCACCCUUGGGGCCUUUGUCCCCUCAGUUGUCCCCCCAUAGAGGCCUCUUCCAGCCACCCUUCCCACCUUCUCCACGUAGGCCUCAAUCUCUACGAGAGACCCUGCCUCUGCGCCAAACCUCUGGGCGCCUAGGCCCACCCCGAUCACCAGUGCUGGGUUCUUCCCAACCAACCUCAUCACCCCCACUGCCCAGCCAUGGUCCCAGGCACCGGUCCCUCAAAUUGCCCUCACGCCUCCCACGCACAUGGAGGCGCCUCAGUGAGCCACCCACGAGGGCUGUAAAGCCAUGGGUUCGAAGGCCCUACCACCCGCCACCCAGUGCUGGGCCUUGGGGGGCUGCCACAGGGUCCUUGGAGCACCAGGAAAACCAACAGGAACAAGAGGACUCAGAGGUGCCCUGGACAGUGCCCCUGUUGGCCCCUAGCUGGCAUGUGGACAUGCCCACCCAGCGUCCACCUUCCCCCUGGCCAGGAGGUCUGGGCAGCCUUAGAGGCUUUUCUAGGCCACCUCCUAUGCCCAAAAACCCCUUCCUUGCGCACAUGAGCCCUACACCAUCUCCCAUCCCCCAACCCGAAGACCCAGUCUCUGACUCGACUGCUGUCUUCCUGGGCCGGCAUCACGACCCAGGGCCUGGGCAGCUCACUGAGUCAGCUGGACCAAGCCUGGAGAACCCUAAAGAAGAAGUUACCCCAGGGGACCCUCAGCCACCAGCAGAGCCUGAGAUCUCAAAUUCAACACCUUCCAAGGAUGCUUACCCAGAGGAAAAGGACUUAGGACUCAGCCUCUUAUACCCACUGGCCACACGUAACCAGACAAGGGCUACAUGGCCGCUAUGGCACCAUUGGAAAACAUUGUCCAGAACUCGGAUUCCCUUGGCCCCCACCUGGGCUCCAGGACACCUGCCCAAGGCAGGUGAGCAGCCCCAGGCUGCCUCUGCACGGUUUGCUGUUGUCAUGCCUCAGGUGCAGAGGCUGAGUUCCUUUCAGCGAAGGGGUUCUGCUGCCUUGCAGCCUUCAGACCAGCCAGCCCAGGACCCAAAGCAUGGUUCAGAGCCUGGAGCCUGGAGUCUGCACUGCUCCCACCUCUGGUCACCAGUAGAUGCUCACCAUCCUUGGCCAAGAGUACAUACCCACUCUCAAUCUCACCUCCUGGGCCAUGGAGGUGCCUGCUUGUCCCUCAGGGGCCCUGGGAAAAAGACUGGCCCUCAAAGCUGGCAGAACAAGAUGCACUCCAUACGCAAUCUGCCUUCUGUGCGGUCCCGUGAGCAGCGCAAGGAAGAUGGUGUGGAGGACAUGACACAACUGGAAGACCUCCAGGAGACCACUGUGCUGUCCAACCUCAAGAUCAGAUUUGAACGCAACCUCAUUUAUACCUAUAUUGGCAGUAUCUUGGUGUCAGUGAACCCAUACCGAAUGUUUGGGAUCUAUGGGCCGGAGCAGGUGCAGCAGUACAGUGGGCGUGCCCUAGGAGAGAACCCACCGCACCUCUUUGCGAUCGCUAAUCUCGCCUUCGCCAAAAUGCUUGAUGCCAAACAGAACCAAUGUGUCAUCAUCAGUGGGGAGAGCGGCUCUGGGAAAACCGAAGCCACAAAGCUGAUUCUGCGCUACCUGGCUGCCAUGAACCAGAAACGGGAUGUCAUGCAGCAGAUAAAGAUCCUGGAAGCAACACCCCUCCUGGAGGCCUUUGGUAAUGCCAAAACUGUCAGGAAUGACAACUCCAGCCGCUUCGGGAAGUUUGUGGAAAUCUUUCUAGAGGGGGGUAUGAUCACUGGUGCCAUAACCUCCCAGUACCUGCUGGAGAAGUCGAGGAUCGUGUUCCAGGCCAAAAAUGAGAGAAAUUACCACAUUUUCUAUGAACUGCUGGCUGGGCUGCCCACCCAACUGCGACAGGCCUUUAGCCUACAGGAAGCUGAGACCUACUACUACCUGAAUCAGGGGGGGAACUGUGAGAUCAUCGGCAAGAGUGAUGCAGACGAUUUUCGCCGCCUGCUAGCUGCUAUGGAGGUGCUGGGCUUCAGCAGCGAGGAUCAGGACAGCAUCUUCCGCAUCUUGGCCUCCAUCCUGCACCUGGGCAACGUCUAUUUCGAGAAGCACGAGAUGGAUGCCCAGGAGGUAGCCUCAGUGGUGAGUGCCCGCGAGAUCCAGGCUGUGGCAGAGCUGCUUCAGGUCUCCCCUGAGGGCCUGCAGAAGGCCAUCACCUUCAAAGUGACUGAGACAAUGCGAGAGAAGAUCUUUACACCCCUGACUGUGGAGAGUGCUGUGGAUGCCAGGGAUGCCAUUGCCAAGGUCUUGUAUGCCCUGCUGUUCAGCUGGCUCAUCACCAGGGUCAAUGCGCUGGUGUCCCCAAGACAAGACACGUUGUCCAUCGCCAUCCUGGACAUCUAUGGCUUUGAGGACCUAAGCUUCAACAGCUUUGAGCAACUAUGCAUUAACUACGCCAAUGAGAACCUUCAGUACCUGUUCAACAAGAUCGUCUUCCAGGAGGAGCAGGAGGAAUACAUUCGCGAACAGAUAGAUUGGCAGGAGAUAGCCUUUGCAGACAACCAACCCUGCAUCAACCUCAUCUCACUAAAGCCCUACGGCAUCCUGCGCAUCCUGGAUGAUCAGUGCUGCUUUCCACAGGCCACAGACCACACGUUCCUGCAGAAAUGCCACUACCACCAUGGCACCAACCCGCUCUACUCCAAACCCAAAAUGCCAUUGCCGGAGUUUACUAUCAAGCACUAUGCUGGCAAGGUCACCUACCAGGUGCAUAAGUUCCUGGACAAGAACCACGACCAGGUGCGUCAAGAUGUGCUGGAUGUGUUCGUGCGGAGCCGCACGCGGGUGGUGGCACAUCUCUUCUCCAGCCAUGCUGCACAGGCCCCUCAGCGCCUGGGCAAGAGCAGCUCCAUUACUCGACUCUACAAGGCUCACACUGUGGCUGCCAAGUUCCAGCAGUCACUACUGGAUCUGGUGGAAAAAAUGGAAAGGUGUAACCCCUUGUUUGUGCGUUGCCUGAAACCCAACCACAAGAAGGAGCCAGGUCUCUUUGAACCAGAUGUCAUGAUGGCACAGUUACGUUAUUCAGGGGUACUGGAGACCGUGCGGAUCCGAAAGGAAGGUUUCCCAGUGCGACUACCCUUCCAGGUGUUUAUUGACAGGUACCGCUGCCUGGUGGCCCUCAAGCUUGACCUCCCAGCGGAUGGGAACAUGUGUGUGUCUGUACUGAGCCGCCUCUGCACAGUCAUGCCGGACAUGUACUGUGUGGGAGUUAGCAAGCUCUUCCUCAAGGAGCACCUACACCAGCUGCUGGAGAGUAUGCGGGAACGUGUGCUGAACCGAGCUGCCCUCACGCUGCAGCGCUGCCUGCGUGGCUUCUUCACCCAGAGGCGUUUCUACUCUCUGCGUCGGAAGAUCAUUUUGCUGCAAAGUCGGGCCCGUGGCUUCCUGGCCAGGCAACGCUACCAGCAGAUGAGGCAGAGUCUGGUGAAGUUCCGGUCCCUGGUACACACCUAUGUGAACCGCCGUCGCUACCUCAAGUUGAGGGCAGAACAGAGGCGCAGGGCACAGGAGGCAUGGCUACGUGAGCAGGAGGAGUUAAGCAAACGGGAAGUGGUGCCUGUAGGACACCUGGAAGUGCCAGCUAAGGUGGCUGGGCUCCUGAAAGCAGCAGCAGACCUCAGGCCCGCCAGCAUGCCCCAAGUGGCUGUUGUGCGGACUCCUCGGCUCCAGGCUGAGCCCCAUGUCACACUGCCCCUAGACAUCAACAACUACCCCAUGGCCAAGUUCAUCCGAUGUCACUUCAAGGAACCCACUUUUGGGAUGCUGACAGUGCCCCUGAGGAUGCCUCUCACACGGCUGCCUGCCGAGCACCAUGAGGAAGCCAUAAGUGUGUUUAAGCUGAUCCUGCGUUUCAUGGGUGACCCCCACCUGUGCGGCACCCAGGAGAUGAUGUUGGGGAACUACAUCGUGCACCAGGGGCUGGUGGAACCUGAGCUGCGAGAUGAGAUCCUGGCCCAAUUGGCCAACCAGGUGUGGCACAAUCAUAACACCUACAACGCCGAGCGUGGCUGGCUACUGCUAGCUGCCUGCCUCAGUGGUUUUGCACCUUCCUCACACCUCGACAAAUUUCUCCUCAAGUUUGUGUCUGAUUAUGGGCAGAAUGGCUUCCAGGCUGUUUGCCAGCACCGCCUCCUGCAGGCCAUGGGCUCAGGGGCUGCCCGCACUUUCCCCCCAACCCAACUUGAGUGGAUUGUCACUCAGGAGAAGGCCAGCAUGGCUCUAGAUGUGAGUUGCUUCAAUGGUGACCAGUUCUCCUGCCCGGUGCACUCCUGGAGUACAGGGGAAGCAGUGGCUGGAGACAUCCUGAGGCACAGGGGGCUGGCUGAUGGCUGGCGGGGCUGGACUGUGGCCAUGAACAAUGGAAUCAGGUGGGCAGAACUGGCCGGCCAUGACUAUGUACUGGACCUGGUAUCAGACUUGGAGCUGCUCAGGGACUUCCCACGACAGAGGUCCUACUUCAUUGUGGGUGCAGAAGGACCUGUGGCUGGCAGAGGAGACACCAGAGUGGUGUUUGGAAACUGCUGGGACUCAGAUGAAGACACACCCAUAAGGCCCCAGCCCCGGGGCCACAUGCCCAAAGUUCCUGACUCUGAUGGGUACUGCAGCCACAAUGAGAAUGGUACAAAUGGGGAGACUGAGACAAGAGGGACAGUGACCCAUCAAGCUGUGAACAGCCUUGAAGAGCCCACCGUGCCCCCCAGGGAGCUGGAUGGCUACUUGGACAGCCUCUUUGACCCUGUGCUAGCCUGCGGAGAUGCGGACCUGGAGAAGCCGACAGCCAUUGCCUACCGCAUGAAAGGUGGAGGCCAGCCAGGUGGAGGUGGCAGCAGUGGUUCAGAAGACACCCCCAGGAAACCCCCAGAACUCAAGCCCAUCCCAGGCCUAGAUGCUUCCACUCUGGCUCUGCAGCAAGCCUUCAUCCACAGGCAGGCUGUGCUAUUGGCCAGGGAGAUGACCCUACAGGCUUUGGCACUCCAACAGCAGCAGCCCUUCAGUGCAGCCCCAAGACCCCAGCCUCCAGAGAGAUCCCUAGUACCAGAAGCACAGCCAAAGUCUGUAGGCACUGGCCCCCCAGCCAAACCAGUGCUUGUGCGCCCCACUCCACACUCAGUGGCCCCAGCCCCUGUGGCCAAGGCCCCAAGGACCCUCAGCAAACCUGUGGCUGCUCCCAUCCUAGCUCAAGACCAGACCUCUUCAGAAUCCACCUCAGCUUCCCCGGAGCUGGUCCAGCACUCCACACUCAACUCAGAGCACUUCCCGCAGCCCACACAGCAAAUCAGAAACAUUGUCAGACAGUAUCAACAGCCACCCUGGGCAGGCCGCCCAGAGGCCCACAGAAUGGAUGGUGGUAAGGUGUUCAUGAAGCGGCCCAACCCCCACGAGGAGGCCCUAAUGAUCCUGAAGGGGCAGAUGACCCACCUGGCAGAAGCGCCUGCCACUCAGGUGUCCAGAGAGACCAUCGCCUUGGUGAAGCCAGUGACUAGUGCUUCAAGGCCAUGCAUUGGGCCCACUCCAGUGCUGCCUUCCAGGUCUCUGGAGCCUCCAGAGGAACCUGUGCAGACACAGCUGCACCGUCUGGUCAACCCUAACUUCUACGGCUACCAAGAUGCCCCCUGGCGGAUCUUCCUGCGCAAAGAGGUGUUCUACCCUAAAGACAGCUACAACCACCCUGUGCAGCUAGAUCUAUUGUUCCGGCAGAUCCUGCAUGACACGCUAUCCGAGGCCUGCCUACGGAUCUCUGAGGAUGAACGGCGCCAAAUGAAGGCCCUGUUUGCCCAGAACCAGCUGGACACACAGCGACCUCUGGUCACAGAGAGUGUGAAGCGUGCUGCAGUCAGCAUGGCCAGAGACAGCUGGGAGAUCUACUUCUCCCGCCUCUUCCCAGCCACAGGCAGUGUGGGCACUGGCGUGCAGAUCCUAGCUGUAUCCCACACGGGCAUCAAACUCCUGCGGAUGGCCAAGGGCAGCAGGGAGGCCAGCAGGCAGCUGCAGGUCCUGCAUGCAUAUAGCUUUGCAGACAUCCUGUUUGUGACCAUGCCAUCACAGAACAUGCUGGAGUUCAACCUGGCCAGUGAGAAGAUUAUCCUCUUCUCAGCCCGAGCUCAUCAGGUCAAGACCCUGGUAGACAACUUCAUCCUGGAGCUGAAGAAGGAUUCUGAUUACGUGGUAGCUGUACGGAACUUCCUGCCUGAAGACCCAGAGCUGCUGGCCUUCCACAAGGGUGACAUCAUCCACCUGCAGCCCUUGGAGCCACCUAGAGUGGGCUACAGCGCUGGCUGUGUGGUCCGCAAGAAGUUGGUGUACCUGGAGGAGCUGCGGCGGAGAGGCCCUGACUUUGGCUGGCGGUUCGGGACUGUCCACGGGCGCGUGGGCCGCUUUCCCUCAGAUCUGGUGCAGCCGGCCGCCGCCCCGGAAUUUCUGCAGCUGCCCGCGGAGCCGAGCCGGGGCCGGGCCGCUGCUGUGGCUGCGGCGGUUGCCUCCGCAGCUGCAGCGCGGGAGGUGGGCCGCCGGGGAGAGGGCCCCCUAGUCGGGGCGCGUUCAGCCGACAGCGGAGAGGAUGCACUGGCGCUGCCACCCAGCACAAUGCUGGAGUUUGCCCAGAAGUAUUUCAGAGACCCUCGGAGGCGUCCGCGGGAUGGCUUCAGGCUGAAAUCCAAGGAGGACAGGGAGUCCGGAACUCUGGAGGACAUGCUUUGCUUCACUAAGGUCCCGAUCCAGGAAUCCCUCAUUGAACUCAAUGACAACAGCCUCAACAAGAUGGCCAUUGACAUGUUCCUCGCGGUGAUGAGGUUCAUGGGAGAUGCCCCAUUGAAAGGCCAGAGUGAACUGGAUGUGCUCUGCACCCUCCUGAAGCUUUGUAGGGAUCAAGAGGUCCUUCGAGAUGAGUGCUACUGCCAGAUUGUGAAGCAGAUCACAGACAACACCAGCACCAAGCAGGACAGCUGCCAGCGAGGAUGGAGGCUACUGUACAUUGUGGCUGCCUACCACAGCUGCUCUGAGGUCUUCUAUCCACACCUCAUUCGCUUCUUCCAACAUGUGAGCUGGACCCCAGGCCUGCCUUUCCAGGGGAUUGCCAAGGCCUGUGAGCAAAAUCUACAGAAGACAUUGCAUUUUGGGGGCCGACUGGAGCUCCCCAGCAACAUGGAGCUUCGGGCCAUGUUGGCAGGCCGCAGUUCCAAGAGGCAGCUCUUUCUUCUUCCUGGAGGUCUUGAACGGCAUCUGAAGAUCAAAACAUGCACUGUGGCCCUGGAUGUGGUAGAAGACAUUUGCACUGAGAUGGCCCUGACACGCCCUGAGGCCUUCAAUGAGUAUGUCAUUUUUGUUGUCACCAACCAAGGCCAGCAUGUGUGUCCUCUCAGCCGCUGGGCCUACAUCCUGGAUGUGGCCUCAGAAAUGGAGCAGGUGGAUGGUGGCUACAUGCUCUGGUUCCGGCGGGUGCUCUGGGAUCAACCGCUCAAGUUUGAGAAUGAACUGUAUGUGACCAUGCACUACAAUCAGGUUCUGCCUAACUACCUGAAGGGCCUCUUCAGCAGUGUGCCAGCCAGCCAGCCCAGUGAGCAACAGCUGCAGCAAGUGUCCAAGCUGGCUUCACUACAGCACCGCGCCAAGGACCACUUCUACCUGCCCAGUGUGAGGGAAGUCCAAGAAUACAUCCCAGCCCAGCUCUACCACACCACAGCCAGCGACACCUGGCUCAACCUGGUCAGCCAGCACCGGCAGCAGACACAGGCACUCAGCCCCCACCAGGCCCGUGCUCAGUUCCUGGGCCUCCUCAGUGCCUUUCCCAUGUUUGGCUCCUCCUUCUUCUUCAUCCAGAGCUGCAGCAUCACCACAGUGCCAGCCCCCAGCAUCCUCGCUGUCAACCAUAAUGGCCUCAACUUCCUCAGCACCAAGACCCAUGAGCUAAUGAUGAAAACUUCCCUGAAGGAGAUCCAGUCCACACGGACUCAGCGGCCCACAGCCAAUUCCAGUUACCCCUAUGUGGAGAUCGCACUGGGGGAUAUGGCAACCCAGCGUACCAUGCAGCUUCAGCUGGAGCAGGGUCUGGAGCUGUGUCGUGUGGUGGCCAUGCAUGUGGAGACCAUGCUCAGUGCUCGGGAAGAACGGCUUACAUUGCCCCCCAGUGAGAUCACCCUGCUCUGACAUGGCCCUGCCCUCCUGACAGAAGACUUCUGUGGCCCGAGGGUAGUUGCUGGGCCUCUCUAGACCAGUGAGCCCUAGGAGGGGCCAGAACCUUGAAGGAGACCAAAGGAGACAGGAGGAAAAAAACCCCAUGAACCCAAGAGAACCUAUCUGGAACUUGGAUAGACUCACAGCAUGCAGCUAAGGAUUAGCUAGCAGAAGUAAUUUUCAAAGGCUGGCCCCAAGGUACAGUGAGGAAGAAGGCAAGCCUGACAUCAGUAGUCUCGAUGCCCUGGGCUCUGCCUUUGGUCUCCUCCAGGCCAGACACUCAGAAGCUUGUGCUCCAGCUUCACACCCAGCCCUCCAUUGCCCUCAUCAGAUGCUCCUACCUUGUGCUGGGCCUCAACCUGGACCUGU
Nannospalax galili (Upper Galilee mountains blind mole rat) is the source of this 10920-nucleotide messenger RNA. It is a transcript of the gene Myo15a, whose product is annotated as myosin XVA. The record is from RefSeq and is a predicted model, not a curated record. Lineage: Eukaryota; Metazoa; Chordata; Mammalia; Rodentia; Spalacidae. Gene Ontology annotation, molecular function: ATP binding; protein binding; cytoskeletal motor activity. Gene Ontology annotation, cellular component: myosin complex; cytoskeleton.